Eleginops maclovinus (Patagonian blennie) is the source of this 3149-nucleotide messenger RNA. RefSeq names its product neurturin. Gene Ontology annotation, molecular function: glial cell-derived neurotrophic factor receptor binding; receptor tyrosine kinase binding; growth factor activity. Gene Ontology annotation, biological process: peripheral nervous system development. Lineage: Eukaryota; Metazoa; Chordata; Actinopteri; Perciformes; Eleginopidae. Bases 702 to 1553 code for a protein of 283 amino acids. The record is from RefSeq and is a predicted model, not a curated record. The transcript has 5 exons.
CACCGCGCUCCGGUUUCACAGAGCCUCUGACAGGCGGAGCGGCGCGCUGUUUUUACGCAUAGCCUCCAGCCCUUUGAGGCAUUGUGGACAUUGUUUAGUCGCUGUGUAGUAGACUCCUGAGAAGACACCGGAGCGGCACAGUCUCUAAUAACUGGAUACCUGAGAUUACCUGAGAUUUUCGGAAUGGAGACUCGGACUGUGGCUGCAUAAAGGCGUGACGCGUGGAUUUUUUUGUUUAAGUUAAUAUCUUGACAUGUUUUUCUUCUAAAUUGAACUCCACAUUUAAAUCCGCGUUUCACCGGCUGGCGCGUAAAAGAAGAAGAAAACAAGACUUUGGUUUCGGAAUGAGGGGACCGCGCUGUCUUUCCUCGGACCUUUUUAAACUCUGGCGACAUUGACUUCUCUUUAAAGUGACGCAGGACCCGUUGUGAGAGAUUUCCCAAGUUGUUAUUUACUAAUAACCUGACGAGCUGUUUGGAGGCAAGACUGAACAGGUUACUGGAGGGUGCUGAGACUCUUCAAGAAGCCGUGACAGGACACCGUCCAGAGAAAAAAGGAUUUUUGGCCGCGCAAAAAACGAGGAGGAGGCGCUUCUCGCGUUGAAGCAGAACCGCUUUAGAUGGAUUCUUCAUGUUUGCUUCAGCCUCAGUGGAGUCAGCCUGCUCUGAACACUUACGAGCCGUGACAAUAAGGUGUAAAACAUGACACAUCGCAGCGUAUGGAUAGCCAAAAACAUGAGCUGCUCCCAGCGUGGAAGAAGCGGCUCGCCUGUCCUCUCCGGUGCGUGCUUGGAGCAGAAUGCGCACAGGACAUCUGGUGGGACCGGAUGGAGAGUUCGGCGGAAGGAUAAACGGGAGAUUACCUCAGCAAUGUCAGAAAAGGCCAAGGUGCUGCUGUGGGUCAUCCUCUCUCUGCUGCCUCUGGUGGAAGGAGCUCAUAUGAAAGGCAAUGCUGCUGGGGCUGGAUCAGACUCGGGCCCUGGUGUGGGGCUGCUGGCAGGCCAGGAAGAGCUUCCUGUGAUGCUGCCAGAGGUGGUGGAGGACGAGGAGCAGGACGACCACAGUGACCCUUAUUCUACUUGGCACGCUCUAUAUGACCCCUUUGUGAUAGAUGAGGUGGAUGACCAUCCCAGUAAUCGUUGGGCGGGACGCUCGCCACGCUCCUCUGACCCCUCAGAACCUCCACCUAAGGGAUCACCAAAGAAAAAGAAAAAGAGGAAGAGGAAGAGGAAAGAAAAGAAGCAGCCAAAGCAGAGCAACAAGGACUGCCGGGUGGAGAAGAGAGAGAUUAAGGUUCGGGACCUGGGCCUGGGUUUUGACUCGGAUGAGAUUGUCCUCUUCAAGUUUUGCGUUGGCUCCUGCCAGUCCUCCAGAAAAGACUACGACCUGGCACUGACGGCGCUGCUGGAGAACGGCUCGGUGCCCCGGCGCAAGGUCAGCAACCACCCCUGCUGCCGGCCAGAUGAGUAUGAGUCGGUUUCCUUCAUGGACGCCCAGACCACGUGGAGGACCAUUGAGGCGCUAUCAGCCGCCAGCUGCAUGUGUAUAGGCUGAAGACAUGAAGGAGGGAGGAAGAGGGGUGUCGGCCGUCCUGAACCUAGAGGAGUCAGGUUGAGGCAGGCCCGGUUGCAGAGACGAGUGUCGCUUUUACACACACACACACAGCUCAGAAAUGACGGAGGUCAUUUGUUUUGUAUUUGCUGUUGAGGAGGAAUAGCUUUGGCGGGAAGACUAAAGGUCAGAGACUGACGGAAAUGGCAUCAGGGAAUCACUUUUCGGAUUUAUUGUUGGGUCUUCAAAGAGCAAAUAACUUUUACUGAGUAAAUGGUAAUACUCCAGAUAAUACACAUAAAAGAGACUCUAUAUGUGACAUUUUUAUGGGCAAGACCUGAAGGCUGAAGCUCGAGAGAUAUAAAGAUUAGACACAACUAAAGGACUUGCUCUGUGUUUAUAUUCUGACUAAAAAGGACAGAUUUGAUGCUCCCUAUCACACACAGUUAAGCCAGCUGCUCCCAAAAUCUAUAUCAUUUUCUCCACAUAAAAACAGGGACAUGACAUUGUUUUGUUUCCAUGUUCAGGUGAAAUCAGCCAAAUGGAUGCCAUGCAUCUUCAUGUAUUACUGUAUAAAAGUAACAUAUAUUUAUUUCUGAUAAAUUAUUUAUUUAUUAAAGCUUCAUAUGAGAGCUGUUUUUAUUAACUCUAUAUUGUAGAUAAGUAUAUAUUUAUUGCCAAGAUUCAGAUUUCAUGUUGACAGCUACUUCUACUUCUUGCAUGCAGUAUGUAUUUUUUAUUUCAGGUGUUGUCAUUUAUCCUACGCCUCAUGAACCUAGUAUGGGCAGCUGAUUAAACGCUGCUAUUUAGAAAGUUGGAUAAAACAGAACCAUGAUCCAAAAAUCUCAGAUUGUUUUUUUGCAUUUUUUCCAGACAGUCAAACAAAUCCUAUUAAAUACCAAAUUGACCUACAUUGAAAUAAUGUGGAAUACUUAAUGAAUAUAUUUUUUCAAGAGCACCUCACAUACUUGAACUUUGGCAAUGAUAUCAGCUUUUCCACAGCACAAGUAGAAUGUAUGUACAGUAAACAGGUUUAACAUCUACACUACAGGACCUCAACAUUUCUCAUCUUAAAUUUCAUUCAGUAUGUCACAUUAUUAUUAUUAUUAUUAUUAUUAUUAUUAUUAUUAUUAUUAUUAUUAUUUAUAAAGUUUUCUUUAUUUUUGUAUGGCAUUAUCCUCCAAGGGAAUAAAGUUUUUUGUAAUAUACUUCUUGUAAUUACUGUUUACUUCACUGAUUGCACAGCUUGACUUCAGAAGUGUUUUCUCCGAAUGACGUGCUUAAUUAUUUUUCUUUGAGCGGGGUCAACACCUCUUUAGUUAACAAUUAAGACUUUUCUGAUGUUGUAGAGCCACCUGCUGGUCUAACAUGUGAACCUGUUGUCUGGAGACCUGAAAGAAGUCUCUCUCCUGCCAUCUGUCUGUUCAAGUGUGAAUGUUUGAGCAGCUGAUUUCUCAGCUGAACCACAGGAAGACGAAGACCAUGGCAGUAUGCAUUUUUCUUUAUUUCCCUGCACAGACCCACCAACACAUCCAGCAAACACCACAGGUCGUACAGCUCACAAGAUGACAUGUUAACACCUGCCGUUAUCAAAACAUU